Galleria mellonella (greater wax moth) is the source of this 1119-nucleotide messenger RNA. RefSeq names its product circadian clock-controlled protein daywake-like. The coding region runs from base 105 to 818 and encodes 237 amino acids. The transcript has 5 exons. Lineage: Eukaryota; Metazoa; Arthropoda; Insecta; Lepidoptera; Pyralidae. The record is from RefSeq and is a predicted model, not a curated record.
UUACUACAUAUAUAAACGCCCGAAAUACCUCUACUUCGUGCAUUAACUAUUUACGUUUAGGGCCUAUUUUAGUAUUAAUAUUUGAUUUACAUAUUAAUUUGAAAAUGUUGCCAUUUAUUUGGUUUUUGGCAGUCGUAUAUAGUGUUAAUUGUGCUUCAGCGCCGUUCAUAAAACCAUGUAAGAGCUCUGACACUGAUUGUUUGAUUGCGUCUGCGCAAGCGGCCGUGCCGAUAGUGGCCGCUGGUAUACCUGAACUGGGAGUCAGGUCCCUGGACCCGAUGAAGAUUCCCGUUGUAAAAAGUAAUACAGCAGGCCUGGAAGUCACAUUUUCUGACAAUGUUGUGACUGGAUUGAAGGGGUGCAAGAUUGAGUCUCUCAAAAACGACCUCACCAAAAAUAAGCAAGUCGUAAUUAUGCGAUGCAGUACAGAAUGGCGAGGUAACUACAAGAUGGACGGACAGAUGAUAGUGUUACCGGUCAAAGGGGAGGGUAAAUGUGUUAUGACAGUCCAGGAUAUUGUUAUUAAAACAACUAUUGAUCUGACAACGGUGCAAGGAGAUGACGGGAAACCGCAUUGGCAUAUCAAUAAAUGGAAACAUGCGUACGAUGUCAAGACCAAUGCGAAAUUCCAAUUCGAUAAUUUAUUCAAUGGCAACAAAAUCCUUGGCGAUCCAGUGUUGAAUUUCAUGAAUUCCAAUUGGCAAGUGGUGAUGAAAGAAAUGGCUGGCCCAUCUAUCUACGCUACAUCGGAAGCUGUAGUCGAAGCAGUUGAAGCUAUCUACAAGGCAGUUCCAGCUGAGGAACUGUUUAUUAGUUAAUGCGUUCCAAACGAAGGGAUUGCUAAUUCUUAUCUAAAUAAUAUUUACCAAUUUGUAACUUGUAUUUACUCGUAUAUGCUAUGAGAUACAUCUAUAUGUUUUUUAAGGAUAGCAGGCAAAGUGUAAAGGAUUAGAAUUCCCGUGCUUAUGUGAUGUUUUGUUUGGUUUUCUUGUUGAUAUAAUAUAACUACUUUUGCUCAAUUAAGUACAGUCUUUGUUAACGUUCUUCGUCUUUAUUAAAGAUUGUUUUGUAAUAACACAAAUUUAAUUAAUUAACUAAUAAAUACUAUUCAAAAUUUAA